CACAUCCAUCCCACCUCGUCACGCCCAGCAUGGACAUGGCCAUCGACGGCGCCGCCGCGCCCUCGCUCGCCUCGCUGCUGCACCAGUCGCGCUCGCUCGCCGCACAGCAGGGCCGCAGCGACCUGCCCGCCAUCCAGCUCGGCCUCGAGCAGAUCGAGGCGCAGUCGCGCCGCCUCGUCGCCCGCGCCGCGCCGGGUGCGCCGCCGCCGGGCGCCCACGAGAAGGCGCACUACUUCCUCGCCGGCGCCGGCGUCGAUGCCAGCCAGCUGGGCGCCGACGUGCGCCGCGUCGAGCUGCGCGGCGCGUUUGAGAUGCUCGAGGCCGUCGGCGACACGGACGUCGAGUCCUUCCUGCGCCACUCGCACGAGCAUCUCAUCCUCUCCUCCAUCGAGGAGGGCCGCCGGGAAACGCUCGCCGACUUCAACCAGAGCAUGGCGCGCGGCAUGGCGCACAACUGGCAGAAGCAGCGCGCUCGCAUCUUCGAGGAGCUCGGCCAGCACGCCAGCACGAGUGCCGUCGAGGACUUCACCUCGGCCGGCCCGCAGCGCGGUGCCUCGGCGCCGCCGCAGACGCAGCUGCACGGCCGCAUGAUGCGCUACGACUCGGUGCUCUCGUCGCUCUCCUCGGCGCGCCUCGCCUCGCAGCCCUUCCCGCUGGCGUCGGCGCUCAGCACUGCCGUCUCGACGGCCGCCUCGCCGUCUGCGGCCGACGCGCCGCUGGCCGAGGCCUGGGCGGCACUCGCGUCCAUCGUGGGCGAGCAGGUGGAUGCGAAGAAGGAGCGCUUCGUCGGGCCCGCUGUGCGCGAGCGCCAGUUCGCAUGCGCGUACGGCGACGCGUGGGAGAAGGAGAGCGGCCGCGAGCUGCGCAACCAGAUCAGCCGCGGCGGCAUGGAGUUCCUGCAGCGCCAGUUCGAGCAGCACAUGGACUCGACGAUCGCGGCGAACCCGGUCAAGGCGCAGCUGGGCGGCGCGCCGAGUAUGCGGGCGCGUGUGGCAGCCUUCGUGCGCGUGGUGCACCUGGAUCGGGACGGCCGCUGGGCCGGCGACCUCGAGCUCGUCUCUACGGCGCAAGGGCCGGUGCCGGUGUGGGCGCACAUCUACUACCUGCUGCGGACAGGGCACUCCUCGCUGGCGCUCGACGUGGCGUCGGAGCACGACGCCGCGCUGCGCUCGUCCGACCAGUCGGGCAGCAGCAGCAGUGGCAGCAGCUUCGUCGCCUAUCUCAAGGCCUGGCUCGACAGUCCCGACCGCCGGCUGCCCAAGGCGCUGCGCGACCGCUUCCUGGCCGAGUACAACGCGCGCUUCCGCUCCUCGUCGUCGCUCGACGCCUCGUCCGUCGACGCGUACAAGGCUGGCCUGUACAAGCUGCUGGGGCGCAUCGACAUCAGCAAGCGCUUCCCGCCGGCGCUGACGCGCUCGACGGAGAACUGGCUCUGGCUGCAGCUCUCGCUCGUGCGCGAGCAGGACGAGGGCAAGGAGCGCUACGGCCUCACCGAGCUGGCUGAGAAGCUCGUCGGCUACGGCGAGAAGCACUUUGACCCGAAGGGCACGCGGCCGAUGCACUACUUCCAGGUGCUGCUGCUGUGCGGCGAGUUCGAGCGCGCCGUUGCAUUCCUGUACUCGCGGCCGCAGCACCAGGUCGAUGCCGUACACUUUGCCGCCGCGCUGGCGUACUACGGCCUGAUGCGCGUGCCGACCAACGCACAAACAUCACACGUCGACUUCUUGACCGUCGAGACGACGUCGUCGGGCGCACCGCGCGGCCUGCUCGACUUUGCGAAGCUGAUCCAGCGCUACGUGCGCCUCUUCUCGCGCUCCGACGCCCGCUCGGCGCUGCAGUACCUGUACCUGAUCUGCCUCAACUCCGACGCGCCGGCACCCGCCGGGCAGGAGCAGACGAAGAAGUGCCACGACGCCAUCCGGCAGCUCGUGUUCGAGACGCGGCAGUACUUUGACCUGCUUGGCGACAUCCGCAGCGACGGCACAAAGAUUCCCGGCCUGAUCGAGCGCAACCUCUCGCUCAUCCACCUCGCCAACUCGCGCGACUACACGAGCCAGAUCGUGUGCGCCGCCGCGCGGCAGAGCGAGGCCGAGCACCGCACGCGCGACGCGAUCCUACUCUACAACAUCGCCGAGGAGUACGACACGGUCGUGUCGGUGAUGAACCGCGAGCUGGGCGCCAGCCUCUUCGACACGCCGGCGCCGAGUGCCGUCGCCGACGCCAGCGCGUCCGGGACGCCGGGCGCGGCACGCCUGCAGCCCGAGGCCUCGCUCGCCGCCGCCGAGGACACGGCACAGCUGGCGCGCGCCAUCCUCGACAGCUACGAGCAGCAGAACCACAUUGUGCGCGCCAUCACGCCGCGCAAGCGCGAGACGUGCAAGGUGCUGCUGGCACUCAAGGAUGCCGUGGCGCUGUACGCGGCAGGCGAGCUGGAGAAGACGCUCAACACGGUCGAGUCGCUGGACCUGAUCCCAUUGAACAAGUCCGACGUCGUCAGCAUCACGCGCGCCGCCGAGCAGUUCAAGGACAUGGACGAGGCGAUCGCGCGCAACAUCUCGCACAUCUUGCUGCUCGUCAUGGAGACGCUGUACAAGCUGCACGGCGCGCAGGCGCAGAGUCCCUUUGGCGACGCGGCGCGCCAGCAGCGCAUGAACGAGCUGCGCAACAAGGCGCGCGUGCUCAUGAUGUACGCCGGCAUGCUGAGGCUCCGCAUCGAGCAGUCGACGUUCUCGCAGCUCACGCGCCUCGACGUCUUCAUCCACUAGCCCGUGCGGCCCUGUGCCCCAGCAAUGCACUCAUGCAAGCGACUCAUGCGGAGAGAUG
Molecule: messenger RNA, 2823 nt
Organism: Tilletiopsis washingtonensis
Lineage: Eukaryota; Fungi; Basidiomycota; Exobasidiomycetes; Entylomatales
Product: NIC-domain-containing protein
Exons: 10
Coding region: 30-2765 (911 amino acids)
Biological process (GO): protein import into nucleus; poly(A)+ mRNA export from nucleus
Cellular component (GO): nuclear pore
Molecular function (GO): structural constituent of nuclear pore
Source: RefSeq, a predicted model, not a curated record